AUGGGAUUCGACGAGGAAUGGGUUCGGGAGGUGACCCGCUUCGCACAGGAGAAAGUUUAUGAAAACAACUAUGCAUAUGGAGAGGGAAAACAAACUACUAUUCCCAGUUCGUACGCCAAAUUAGACGUCAUCUUGAGCCGCCGGGGUGGGAUACGACCCCCGGAAAAGGCUUGCGUCAAAUGGAUUCAGCAAUCAGAAGAACCGGGAGAUUACCUAAGCGACCAUUCUGUGAUCCUUUUUAAUCUCAUGGAGGAGAAAAACAGAGCAUUGAACAUCCAAGCUUCGCCAAAGCACGCGAUAUUUCUUAAUGCCCCGUUUGAGUUAGGGCAAACCGUCACUCUGGAAAUUACUAACCACGGCGAGGGCUUUGAUUUUUCCUUGGAGUCCCCUCACCUUCAAUGGAUUUAUGUUGGUGAUUGUGGCCAUACGGACAGAAUGCUAUCGGUCAGCAAAAAUUCUACAAAAUACCUGAAGCUCACGUUCAAAGUGGCAGCCACCACCUCAGUGGAACGAAAGAUGGAUCAUCUGACACCGGCUGGGACACAUUGGCUGAUAUUGACUCAAAAGGGGACCGGGGAGCAGUACCACUGGCGUGUCCUGUUCAACAACGAGACUGAGGCUUCGCUGGCUCUU
Mesorhabditis spiculigera is the source of this 633-nucleotide messenger RNA. The record is from the annotation of a GenBank genome assembly. Lineage: Eukaryota; Metazoa; Nematoda; Chromadorea; Rhabditida; Rhabditidae.